CCACCUAUCCAUCCAUCCAGCCCUCUUGUAGCCCAGCUGCCUCUUGACCUCGCGGCCACGCCUUCUUUCCUCUCUCUUUGUCAUUCAUAAACGCACCCUGCAGCUUCGUUUUGAACAAACUAAGGCGUUUCGCUUCCUAUAGAUAUAUCCUCUGAUGUUCUCCCCUUCUCAACUUCUCUAUAUUCGAUACUCUCUCCAUUGGCGAGGAUGGAGGUGACUGAGCCUUCUGUGAUGGACCGAGAACAGCUGACCGCCGAGAUGGACUUCAAUGACUCGUCGAUCGUCAUCAAAAUCCGCCGCCGCCUUCCCGACUUCCUCCAGUCGGUGAAGCUCAAGUAUGUGAAGCUCGGCAUUCGCUACACCAACCCCUAUGCCUUCCUCUCGGUUCCUCUCCUGGCCCUGGCGGCCACCUCCUUGCUCCGGCUCGACCGCAUGCUGACCAUGCCGGCGCAGCUCUCUGUCGACCUCGCGACCUGCCUCGUUUCAUCUGCCGUCAUGGCAGUCCUCCUCGCCGCCUACUACUUCCAGCGGCCGCGCCCUGUCUACCUCAUCGACUUCGCGUGCUACAAGCCGGACGACAAGCACAAGAUCUCCAAGGAGGGGUUCCUCGAGAUGACGGAGAGCACGGGGAGCUUCACGGCGGAGUCCCUCGACUUCCAGACCAAGAUCGCCAAGCGGUCCGGGCUCGGGGACGAGACGUACCUCCCGCCGGGCAUUCAGGCGCGGCCCCCCAGGCUGUGCCUGGCCGAGGCCCGCCUCGAGGCGGAGGCCGUCAUGUUCGGCUGCCUCGACGCACUCUUCAAGACAACCGGCAUCGACCCGCGGCGCGACGUCCGAAUUCUCAUCGUGAACUGCAGCCUCUUCAACCCGACCCCAUCACUAACGGCCAUGAUCGUCAACCACUACAGGAUGAGGGAGGAUAUCAAGAGCUUCAACCUCGGCGGAAUGGGGUGCAGCGCCGGACUGAUAUCUAUCGACCUAGCGAAAGACCUGCUGCAGGCCAACCCGGAUUCGUACGCCAUCGUGGUGAGCACGGAGAAUAUUACACUGAACUGGUACUUCGGCAACGACCGGUCGAUGCUGCUGUCCAACUGUAUCUUCCGCAUGGGCGGCGCGGCGGUGCUGCUCUCGAACCGGAGAAGCGACGCGGGGCAGGCCAAGUACCGGCUGGUGCACACGGUGCGGACGCACAAGGGGGCCAACGACGGGUGCUAUGGCUGCGUGUACCAGCGUGAGGACGGGAACGGGGCGGUCGGGGUGUCGCUGGCGAGGGAGCUGAUGGCGGUGGCCGGCGACGCGCUGAAGACGAACAUCACGACGCUGGGGCCCUUGGUGCUGCCUCUGUCGGAGCAGCUCAAGUUUCUGACGACGCUGGUGGCGCGGAGAGUGUUUCGGCUCAGGGGGGUCCGGCCAUACAUCCCAGACUUCCGGCGAGCGUUCGAGCAUUUCUGCGUGCAUGCCGGGGGAAGGGCGGUGCUUGAGGAGGUGCAGAAGAACUUGGGGCUGGGGGAGCGGGACAUGGAGCCGUCGAGGAGCGUCCUGCAUCGGUUCGGGAACACGAGCAGCAGCUCCCUAUGGUACGAGCUCGCGUACGCGGAGGCCAAGGGGAGGGUGGCGAGCGGGGACAGGGUGUGGCAGAUUGGGUUCGGGUCAGGGUUCAAGUGCAACAGCGCGGUUUGGCUGGCGAUCCGGGACGUGCCGCCGGUGGGAAGCGCCGUCGGCGGCCGCCGUGGAGGCGGGUGCAACCCUUGGGCCGACUGCAUUGAUAGCUACCCGGUUAAAUGACACGCUGGCUGUGACCUACUAUCUACUGCUGUAAUGUUGGGAAAGGCAAGAACAUAAGUUAAUUGCCUUUUACUUGUUUAUUUUUUAUUUUCCUUUUUUCAGCUUUCACAUAAUAGCUGUGCUAGGCUGUAAACGUGUGGCUCAUUCAAUACGAUGUUUAGUGAAAGGAAGCUUGAAGUUAUAAUAUAGAUGAGAUUGUUUGAUUUAUGGCAUGUUUAAUGAAAUUAAAGCAAGCUUGAAGUUAGCUA
Messenger RNA from Phoenix dactylifera (date palm), 2033 nucleotides. The record is from RefSeq and is a predicted model, not a curated record. NCBI's taxonomy places the organism in Eukaryota, Viridiplantae, Streptophyta, Magnoliopsida, Arecales, Arecaceae.